This is a messenger RNA of Acanthisitta chloris (rifleman), 990 nucleotides long. Its product is annotated as type I inositol 3,4-bisphosphate 4-phosphatase-like. The coding region runs from base 161 to 982 and encodes 273 amino acids. The record is from RefSeq and is a predicted model, not a curated record. Gene Ontology annotation, cellular component: cytoplasm. Lineage: Eukaryota; Metazoa; Chordata; Aves; Passeriformes; Acanthisittidae. Gene Ontology annotation, molecular function: phosphatidylinositol-3,4-bisphosphate 4-phosphatase activity. The transcript has 9 exons.
UGUUGCGAUAUACAAAAUCCCUCCACACAUGAGGAGAAGAGCCCUCUCGUGGUAAUGUCAGAGGCAUAGCAAUAGGAGACAACCUGCUGCUCUCUGCUGCUCUGUGAGCCAAACAUCAGCAAAGCCAAGCAGGGAGAAAAGAAGGGCUCUUCAUGAGAAAAUGACAGCAAGAGAACACAGUCCUCGCCAUGGCGCCAAGUCCCGCGGCGUUCAACGCGCCUCCACCAUCGACGUCACCUCCGACAUGCUCGGCCUGUCCCUCACAGGAAACAUUCAGGAUCCAGAUGAGCCGAUUUUAGAGUUCAGUUUAGCUUGCAGUGAACUGCUAACUCCGUCGCUAGAUCGAAAACCAAAUAGUUUUGUAGCAGUGAGUGUCACUACACCUCCCCAGGCAUUCUGGACAAAGCAUGCACAGACAGAAAUCAUUGAGGGAACAAGCAAUCCUAUCUUUCUAAGCAGCAUUGCCUUUUUCCAAGACUCUCUUAUCAAUCAGAUGACACAAAUCAAACUCUCCGUGUAUGAUGUCAAAGACAGAUCUCAGGGAACAAUGUAUUUGUUGGGUUCCGGGACGUUCACUGUAAAAGAUCUUCUUCAGGACAAGUAUCACAGGUUGCACAUAACACUAAGGUCGGCUGAAAGUGACCGUGUAGGUAACAUCACAGUUAUUGGAUGGCAAAUGGAGGAAAAAUCUGACCAAAGGCCUCCAGUGACAAGGUCACCUGACACAAUUAAUGGCAGGACUGUGUUGCCAGUUGAUGAGAGUUUAACAGAAUCUUUAGGAAUCAGAUCCAAAUAUGCUUCAUUACGGAAAGAUGCACUACUGAAAUCUGUGUUUGGUGGUGCCAUUUGCCGAAUGUAUCGUUUCCCAACCACUGAUGGAAACCACUUGAGAAUCCUGGAGCAGAUGGCUGAGAGCAUCCUGUCCCUGCACAUCCCUAGGCAAUUUGUGAAGCUGCUCCUAGAAGAAGAUGCAGCAAGGUGAGUUUGGGA